Molecule: messenger RNA, 1928 nt
Organism: Phymastichus coffea
Lineage: Eukaryota; Metazoa; Arthropoda; Insecta; Hymenoptera; Eulophidae
Gene: dsx-c73A
Product: mucin-5AC
Exons: 6
Coding region: 130-1299 (389 amino acids)
Source: RefSeq, a predicted model, not a curated record
UUGGUUUUUUUCUCUCGUCGCCGAACAAGUGUGCUUACGCUCCUAUCCCGCGCAGCACUGCAACGCUCAAGGUCGUUUCUGUGGUUUCAUGCAGGUAGCGAAACGCUGAGAGGCGGAACGGCUCUCGGCAUGUCGCGCUCCCCGCUGCUGGUCCUGCUGCUCCUCGGCUGCUAUUGCUCGGCUGCAGUCACGUCCUCGUCGGCCGCGUCGCCGAGCCAAGGAGUCGUCGUUGGCGGCGGCGGCGGCGGCGGCGGCGGCGGCAGCAGCAGCAGCAGCAGCAGCAGCAGCAGUAGCAGCACCACGAGCUUGACCACCAAGAAGUCGGCGACGAGCGCCGGCAGCGCAGGCACGACCACGGCCUCGUCACCGUCGACCUCGACGACCAAGUCGCUGGGCUCGUCGCCGUCGUCGUCGUCUGCAGCGGCAGGAGCGGCGGUGGCGGCGGCGGCGGCGGCGAACGCGACGUCGUCGGCGACCACGCCGAGUCUGAGCUCGUCGACGGCGAGUCUGGCGUCGAGCACGCCGCCGCCGGCAGUGUCGAUCGAGCCGCGAGUCAAGAGCACCACGAGGUUCAGCACGACGGCGGCGAGCACGCCCUCGACCACUUCCGCCAAGGAGACCCGCGAGUCGACCGGCAAGAUCCGACCGCAAAUCAAACUCACUACCAAUUACACCAGCGCCAGCGAGACGGGAGUCCGACUGCCGGAGGGCGCGAGCGCCGCCCUAGCCAAGCCCACCAAGUACCACUACUACCCGCACAACCAGCACAUCUACCUGCUGCCCGAGUGCGCCGUGCAGCAGGUCUGCAACGCCGUCUACGUGAGGCUCAACUUCACCCAGCCGCUGUGCGCCUGCCCCGGCAGAUACCGGGACCCCUGCAGCGCCUCGCUGGACAGCGACGACCUGCACACCACCGAGCUCGUCACCGACUCCAGGACCAAGGCGCUGACGCUGGUGAAGACGUGCGAGCCCGUGGCCGAGAUGCGCGAGUGCAGAACGCCCAGGGACUGGUCGCUGCUCGCCCUGCAAAACGUGCGCACCGGCAAGUCGCACUAUCUUGUCAUCUGCCGAUGCCCCGACUCCAACAUUCUCGAGGGCCCGAUGAGCCACGACCAGCCGACGUACGCCAGCGUGCCCGGAAUCCGCGUGUACGGCAUGAUGUGCGUGCAGGGCAGCAGACGGGGCAGACCGCUUCGCAACGUACGCAGCGUGCUCGGAUUGCCGAGCGACGAGGAGAAGCCGCGCCAUUUCCCGUGGCAUCUGGUGCCAGAACUAAUGAGUACGGCCAACUGGGACUGAGGCGCUCGCGCAGCCUUAUUACUCUACUCUCUCGAAUGGCCUACCCGACGAUUCUUCUAUUUAAUAGUAAUUUAUUGGCGUGGAAAAGAGCCUCUUCGCGUCGAAUAACUUAGCAUUCAUUCUUCUCUUGCCUCUAUCUCUUAUAUAUUUUUCAAGCUUCGCACACUCCUUUCCAAAUAUAUACAUAUAGAUGUGUGUGUGUGUAUCCACGUACGCGUAGCUAUUCUUACAUUAUAAAUAAUAACGCGUUACUUUCGCGCGCGCGCGUACUUCUUCGCGUGUUUCUUUCUGGAGGACAGCACAUUUUUUCAAGGCGUAUACGAGCUCGGUCAUUACAAUUGAAUCGCGAGCACUUUCGAUGGCAGCCGUCAAUUUCAGAAGGACAAGCAAUCAGAGCUCGUUCGAUCGAGUGCGCGUCGCAAUUUUCGUUCGGUCGAUACGCACCGAUUUUCCACGAGGCAGGGGCUACUUUGAACACCGAUCGAAAGGAUAACCGAUAAAUUCACCUGUCGUUCGCGAGAACGCGCCGAGAGCUUUCGCGGCUCGGUGCUGUGUGCCGUGUUCAAAUUAGCCCCACGUCGAUUCUUCCUACGUUUCUGGUAAAAGGUAUAUUCAUCGCGACAGGACUG